ACGUCGCCAAAGGCAGCAGCCGUGGCUGUAGACUGUAGCACGAAAGAGAAAUCUGUAACCCAGCAGCCAGCGAGUCAGGCAAUGGCGGCCGUCGUGGCGCUGGCACCGGCCUCUCCAGCUCUCCUCCCUGUCCCCUUCCGCGGCCGCCGCGACGGCCGGGUGGCCCUCUCGCCUCGCCGAACCCGCUGCUCCGCGGGGCGCUGCAGAGCCACGGCCCAGACCUUCCAGGGGGGCGCCGCCGCCAGCUACGCCCGCGAGAUGGAGCGCCUCUCCGCCAAGGAGUCAUUGCUCCUCGCCUUUAAAGAUGCUGGGGGUUUCGAGGCCUUAGUCAGCGGGAAGACCACUGAGAUGCAGAGGAUCGAUGUCAAUGAGCGAAUCGUUGGACUUGAACGCCUGAAUCCCACACCGCGCCCCACAACAUCGCCGUUUCUGGAGGGUCGAUGGAACUUUGAAUGGUUUGGUGAUAGUAGUCCUGGAGCAUUUGCAGCCCGUCUUUUGUUUGAGAGGUCACCUACGGCUGUUGCACACUUUAUGGGACUUGAUGUGCUGAUCAAGGAUGGAUACUCCAAGCUCUCAUCAAACCUCAAGUUUGUAAACACGAUACAAAGCAAGUUUUUACUGACUACUCAAUUGUCUGUUGAGGGCCCCAUCAGGAUGAAAGAGGAAUAUGUUGAGGGCCUUAUAGAGAUUCCCAGAAUCAAUGAAGAAUCAUUGCCUGAACAGUUAAAGGGCUUGCUUGGCCAAACUGCAGGAGCUCUACAACAACUUCCUAGCCCUAUAAGGGAUGCUGUUUCAGAGGGGCUUAAAUUGCCACUUAGUGGAUCAUUUCAACGCUUAUUCAUGAUCUCUUACUUGGAUGAAGAAAUAUUGAUUAUCAGAGAUGCUGCUGGAGCACCUGACGUCUUAACCAGACUUGAGGGGCCGCAACCGAAUCCAGGUGACGGCACAGCAGAUGCAGUGAUAUCGGAAUAUGAAAGCUAAUGCCUCAGUGCUGACUGUAGCUCCGCACCUAGCUCCUGUUUAUGGCUCCUUUCUCCUCUUUGGUCAUUUUCUCAGUCUCGCGCGUAUAUAAAGCUUUCUAGUUCUAGUGUUGUCAACGAUGAUGACCACUCGAGUGUUUUUACUUAAUACAUACCAUUUGUCUAUUCUGAAUAUGAGCAACAAUAUCUAAAUAUUCAAAUGUCCAUCACCAGUUUAUAUGAAACACGGUAA
Molecule: messenger RNA, 1212 nt
Organism: Zea mays
Lineage: Eukaryota; Viridiplantae; Streptophyta; Magnoliopsida; Poales; Poaceae
Product: putative plastid-lipid-associated protein 13 chloroplastic
Exons: 7
Coding region: 82-981 (299 amino acids)
Source: RefSeq, marked validated